CUGUCCAUCCUUCCAUCCAACCUUCUUUCUUCUAGAGGUCGGGGUUAAUCGUAUUUGUUUCUUCAACGUUUUCACGCUCUCUCUGUCUAUCCUUCAUCCUAAACCCCUUCUAAUUCAAUCCCCCUCCCUUAACCCCUUCUAAUUCCGUGCUUUUCCCUUCUCCUUGAAUCCAAUCAACGGAAAUUUGAAACUUUCAUCCCUUCUCGAACGGCCCGAUUCAAUCAAUCAAUCAUUCAGACAAGAAUCACUGUGCAUCGCAUCCUAGAUCCUUCAGUUCAAUGGGGUUGGGUUUUUUGAUUCCAUUCCGAUCGAAUAACCCAGAUCAAUUUAAUCGCCAGUAAUAUAAUUCUUAUCCCAAUACUUGCAACUUUGAUUGGAUGAAUUAUCCAAACUCCUCAUGGAAUAAUGAAGAUAUAUUGAAUCCACAAUCAAGGUUUCAAGCUCAAGAAGAGGAGACAUGUCUGGAUAAAAAUUUGGAAGUUCAAUCAAGUUAUUUGCUCAACUUAGUUGCUGAAGAAAUAAAAGGUGAGUUACCUAGUGCAAUAAUGGCAAAUCAAGAAGAAGAGAAUGGUGUAUGUGAGAGGAGGAAUCGCACAAUCAUGAAUAUGGUGCAAAGUCUGAUGUCAAAGAGUGGCUUGCCUAAGGAGUUUUGGCCAGAAGCUGUUAAUUGGAGUGUUCAUAUCUUGAACAGAAGUACCACAUCUCCACUUCCAGAUUUGACACCAGAAGAGGCUUGGAGUGGACGUAGACCUGCUGUUGAUUACUUCAGAAUUUUUGGAUGCAUAACAUAUGCACAUGUGCUAGAUCAAAAAAGGAGUAAGCUUGAUGACAAAGGGGAAAAGUGUAUUUUCCUUAGUGUUAGUGAUCAGUCCAAAGCUUACAGAUUAUACAAUCCUUUAACCAAGAAGGUCAUCAUUAGCCGUGAUGUAGUGUUUGAUGAAGCAAGCACCUGGUCAAACACAACAGACUGGAGGUUUAACUUCAGCAGAUCUCAAGAUCUUCCAGAAAGGCACAAAACAAUUGGUGUUAAGUGGAUCUACAAGACAAAGCUCAAAGAGAAUGGGGCGGUUGACAAAUUCAAAGCUCGCUUUGCGGCAAAGGGUUAUAAGCAAGAGUUUGGCAUUGAAUAUCAAGAAGUUUUUGUUAUAGUUGCAAGGAUGGAUACUGUUAGAUUGGUGAUUGCAUUGGUAGCACAAAACUCAUGGCCGAUCUACCAGCUUGAUGUGAAAUCUGCCUUCUUGCAUGGAAAUCUGCAAGAACAUGUAUUUAUUGAUCAACCUCUUGGUUAUGUGAAAUUUGGUUCUGAGCAUAAGGUUUACAGAUUGAAGAAAGAAUUAUAUGGACUAAAACAAGUACCUAGAGCUUGGUGUAGUCGAAUUGAUGCUUAUUUUUUGAAGGAAGGUUUUCAAAAGUGCCCUUAUGAGCAUACACUUUACAUCAAAUUUGGAGAUGGAGAUUUUGGACUAUUCUAUAAGAAGGGUGACCAGACAGAUCUCGUAGGCUUUACAGACAGUGAUUAUGCUGGAGAUCUGGAUGAUAGAAAAAGCACUUCUGGGCUUGUUUUUAUGUUGGGAUCUGGUGCAAUUUCAUGGUCUUCAAAGAAGCAACCCAUUGUGACUUUGUCCACAACAAAAGUGGAGUAUGUGGCAGCAACUUCUUGUGCUUGUCAAGCUAUUUGGUUGAGAAGAAUUAUGGAAGAACUUGAGCUGAAUCAACAUAAGGCCACUUCAAUUUAUUGUGAUAACAAUUCAGCCAUCAAGCUUUCUAGAAAUCCAAUUCUACAUGGGAGAAGCAAGCAAAUACAUGUGAGGUAUAAUUUCUUGCGCAACUUGGUAGAAGAUGGAACAAUUGAGUUGAUUUAUUGUAGAACAGAAGAUCAAGUGGCUGAUAUAUUCACAAAACCCCUCAAAGUAGCAGCUUUUUCAAAACCAAGAAAGUUACUUGGUGUUUGCAGUAUGCAGAAUUCAGUUUGAGGGAGGGUCUGUAGAUUCCAGAUUGCAAAUCUGCAAAUAUGGUGUUAUCUAGAUUUAUUUAAACUAAAGUCAGAAGACUUUC
Rubroshorea leprosula is the source of this 2055-nucleotide messenger RNA. Lineage: Eukaryota; Viridiplantae; Streptophyta; Magnoliopsida; Malvales; Dipterocarpaceae. The record is from the annotation of a GenBank genome assembly.